This is a messenger RNA of Hyaloscypha bicolor E, 705 nucleotides long. RefSeq lists its product as uncharacterized. The transcript is spliced from 2 exons. The record is from RefSeq and is a predicted model, not a curated record. The coding region runs from base 1 to 705 and encodes 234 amino acids. NCBI's taxonomy places the organism in Eukaryota, Fungi, Ascomycota, Leotiomycetes, Helotiales, Hyaloscyphaceae.
AUGGGCCAGCCCCAGGAGCAGCCCCCAGCAGCCCCCAGCAGCCCCACUGUUGCGCGUAGCAGAGAGUUCGACCUUGUCGUCUCGAUAUUAGCUUCGAGGGCUGUGACAGGGGGAGCAGCGCAAAAUGUGCGACGGAUGUCGGGUGGAGGCCAAUCACCAGCGGGCAUCCGAUUCGAGGUCGCGGCUCACAGCAUGGCUUGCUACGGGGGCCCGUUGCAGGAUCUGCCCAGGCCGCUGCGCGCGGUGGAGCUUCUCGAAGGCGCACUGGCUGCUGCGCUGGACUUUCGCCGCCGUGGUUGGAGGGGGAGCGAGAGGAGAGGGGAGGAGACUCAGGAAACUCAGGAGACUCAGGAGACUCAGGAGAGGGGAGGAGAGGAGAGGGGAGCGCAGGAGGGGGAGGCAGCCGCAGGACCCUGGGCUUCUGCUCGGCAGACAGCUCCCCUAGCUCUCCUUUUGCGUCAGCCGGAGGCGUCUGGUCUGCCGUGGCGCUACGACCGACUUACGCCCCCAACCUUCAGUCCAACGUUAGGCAACGUCGACUGCCGUGUUAAAUCCCCAAUGGAGACAAUACGAGCCUAUCACCAACUGUUGCUUUUGCUCGCGGUCCUGCGUCUGUACCACUCCGUCUGCACUUCACCACAGGAGCAGUCGGCCAUGCGCGGCGGGCCGGACAUUAACUGCGUGAUCUUGGACAGCGCGCAUUAA